Aphis gossypii (cotton aphid) is the source of this 3103-nucleotide messenger RNA. RefSeq names its product sialin-like. Gene Ontology annotation, molecular function: transmembrane transporter activity. Gene Ontology annotation, cellular component: membrane. Bases 1312 to 2856 code for a protein of 514 amino acids. Gene Ontology annotation, biological process: monoatomic anion transport; transmembrane transport. The record is from RefSeq and is a predicted model, not a curated record. NCBI's taxonomy places the organism in Eukaryota, Metazoa, Arthropoda, Insecta, Hemiptera, Aphididae. The transcript is spliced from 8 exons.
UUUUCGAUAGUAAUAGGUCAACGUUCCACGGUAAACGGUAAUCUUAAUAAAAAAACGGUAUCCAUUGUGCAUACAUUUGCAAUGUAUCCGACUAGUGUAUGUAACAUUGAUAAAUUACUGGUACACGUCAUCUCCCUAAACAGGUUUAGACUUUUCGACGAGUUUAUCCGACGAGUUCACCACACGAGCCAGCUAUUAUAGUGUAUAUUUUAUAUGAAAGUAAAAUAAUUAACGAUUCGCAAUCUGUGGCUGUAAUCUUUCGAACGCGCCCGCAAAUGUUCUAAUAAACGAUAACACGACCUACCUAUAAAUAAUGGUGCGCGAAUUUUGAACUGUAUAGUAUAGUAACAAUAGUUAAAUGACUUGACGAUAAAAAAUAAUCAAGGACCUUGAGAAAUAUCCAAAAGCUCUAUUAUUUACCGUCAGUCAUCACUCACGAUAUGUUUCCAUACUUACUUAUCCAUCGAUUAAUGUCAAAACUUUGGGCCCGUACACACAAAAACAUGCGAACUACAAUCGUUGAACCCGCGUGUCGGCGUAAAUACAAUACGUACAUCUUAUUAUAAUAAUAAUAUUGUGGAUCGUACUCGUUUUUUUUUUUUCUUUUGUCAAUUGUCAUUAUACUCAUCAGUGUUCGGUAACCAUUCCGUGGAGUUGAAUUCCCUAAAACCGUUCGCAUAUUUUAUUAUUAAUACUAUAUAUUUUAAUAAUGUACAAUAAUAGUUAGUAUAGAGAUUACAGGACGUUUGUUAUUCGUUUCGUUAAGAACGACAGUUGUUCGAACAGCUCGAUCAAUAAAUAUUAAAUAUAGUAAUCAAUAAUGUUAUACAUUUAUACACAAACAAGAACAUGUGCUCUCAUUCGACACAAAACAUAAAUCCAAUGAUAAAUAUUCAGAUAAGGCGAUCGGAACACAAUAAAAGCAGCGAACGUCUUAAUCAUCCACUCACUCGGCGAUGAUCACAUAGUAGCAUUAUCAUGUUAUCAUGUUGUGUCUCGAUCCGACGAGUUAACAGUGUUCAAACGGAAGUUUGAGUUUGAAGACGUUUUGUUCACCGACUGCAGCAGCUCACGUACCUAUUCGUAGUAUUUCGCGGGAACAUAAUAUUUUAUAUUAUAUUAUUUUGGAUUUUUUUGUUACACCGUAUUAAACUUACUGUAUUUACUCAGAUGGUAUUAUGUACACGAAAUACCAAUCGAAAGAAUCCACGUGAACGUUUUCCGAUUCGUAUAAACGUUUUUCACAUACGGUUUUCAGAAAAUUCCAUCCAAAUUAAUUAACACCAGAGUGACUAUUAACUGACUACCACAAUGAAAUUAAAUUCACGACACGUGUCUCAGAGAUGGGUAAUGGCCGUGAUGGGGAUGUUGGGGGUGACGAUGGCGUACGUAAUGCGGGCCUGUUUAGGAAUAACGCUCACGCAGAUGGUCAGGCCCGUUGUAGUGGUUGAAAGUGGCGUGACAUCCCAAGUUCACCACGACUACUGUCCGAUGCCACAGUCAUCAUCGCGUGGCCAUUCAAAGUCCAACAGGACAAACAUAGCCGAAGAUGAGUUCCGGAACCGAUUCGAUUGGGACGAGAAGACUCAAGGCGAGAUCCUGUCAGCGUUCUACUAUGGUUACAUAAUCACGCAUUUACCCGGCGGCAUCUUGUCCCAGAGAUUUGGUGGUAAGCACACGAUGGGCUUUGGAAUACUAUCCACCGCAAUCUUCACGCUCUUGACGCCAUACGUGUCGUACAUGGGAUCCAGGCCACUGACUAUCCUGCGGUUCGUCGAAGGACUCGGAGAAGGCACUACGUUUCCGGCUCUUUGCACACUCCUGGCACAAUGGGCCCCGCCUGAAGAAAAAGGAAAGCUCUCCACGCUAGUAUUUGCAGGUGUGCAAAUUGGUAAUAUUUUCUCAAACUUUUUGAGUGGUUUUAUCAUACAGUACAUACCCGGUGGUUGGCCAAACGUUUUUUACUUCUUCGGCGUAACCUCAUUGAUUUGGUUUGUGCUCUGGUGUUUGUUGGUUUACAACGACCCGAACUCCCAUCCGUUCAUAUCGGACGUGGAGCGUGACUACUUAAAACAGUCGAUUGGAAGUCUAGAAAGGAAAAAAGACUUGCCCCCCACGCCAUGGUUAUCCAUAUUAACUUCGUGGCCAGUAUGGGCACUGAUCAUUGUUGAAGCAGGACACGACUGGGGUGGUUUUACGAUUGUCAGUGAUCUUCCGAAAUACAUGAGCGACGUAUUACACUUUUCCAUUACUGAGAACGGUUUAUUAUCGUCCAUUCCAUAUAUCGCCCAAUGGGUAACUUCGAUCUUAGCUAGCAUAUUGGCUGACCGGUUGAUAAGCAGACAAAUAAUGACUGUCACUGCGGUCAGAAAAAGUUACGCUAUAAUAGGAACUGUCGGGCCGGGUAUGGGUGUGAUGUGUGCUUCGUUUGUCGGAUGUGACAAAAUGAUCGCAACUUUGUGUUUUACUUUGGGUAUGGCACUAAUGGGAUUCUGUUAUCCCAGCAUCCGUAUCAAUUCACUGGACUUGUCGCCCAAUUAUGCUCCUACUAUAAUGGCACUGGUCAAUGGCAUUGGUUGCUUAUCAGGAAUGGCCACUCCAUAUGUUGCCGGAAUUUUAACACCAAAUAGAACCGUUUUAGAAUGGCGUUUAGUAUUUUGGAUUAUGAUGAUAGUAAUGACAGCAUCAUCUGUAGUGUAUGGGCUGUUUGGAUCUGGCGAAUUGCAACCAUGGGAUGACUUAGAACAAUAUUAUUUAAAAGAAAAAGAAAAAGCAAAAAGAGGAUUACCUAUGGAUGAAAGAUUAAGUAUAGUUCAUUCAAAAUCUAUAGAAGAUGGAAGACAGUCAAAUAAUUAGAUCCUUGACUAAUUAUACUUACAAAAUACAAAACAAUCCUAUACUGUAAAUUAUGUUAUUGAAAUAUGUUACCUAUUAAUGUAUAGUAAUGAAAUGAUGUGAAUAUUUAUUUAGUUUGUAAAUACUUAUUAUAUUUAGAACCAGUUAAUUGUUUUAAAAUGUAAAAAAUAAUAGUAAGAAAAUAUAUUAUAUUUGUAUAUUAAAAAAAUAAUUUAUUUUAAAUUAAAUUAAAUGUAAUUGUUACAAA